AGUAGAUAUUCUUAAGUACUAUUAUUUGUGCAAUGUAUUGUCGUUACUUAAAGUUAUUUAAGCAAAAAAGAUCGCAUUAUAUAUCGUGGAAUAUCUUGUUUCUCUGGGGAUUUGGAUUAUGGAUAGCUCUGUGUACAAGUAAUAUGUAUAAUUCAAUUAUAAUAGAACAAGAUCUUGGAAUUACAUAUAAUACCUCAAUAAAGACAAAGAAUAUAGAAGAUAUCGUAAAUAUUACAAAAACAAAUUAUAAUUUUUGUAACAUGAUAUUAAUAUUAAAAAUUAUGCUUCAAUAUAUUUAUAUCAUUGUAUCUAUAUCUUUUAUACUAUUUUUCAUAUAUUCACAUGGUUAUUUAAAAAAAGUGAUAAAUAAAUGGAAAAAUAUGAUGUGUAGCAGUUCAAUUAUUCCUUAUUUUGAAACUUUCUUAAAAAGUCGUAAAAAAAAUGUUUUUAAUAAAAAUGAUUCUGCUAUGUUAGAAUUUAGAAGAAAAUUUAUGACAAAUUCUGAAAUCAAUCAGAAUACAUUCUAUUUUCAAACAAAUUUAAGUUAUGAUGGUGAAGAAGAUAAAUUGAACUUGGAAAAAAAUAAAAAUAUAUUGGAUAAAGAUAUAAAUAUUGUUCAAAAUGAAAUUAUUUUUAAUACUUAUACAUUAUUGCUUUUCAACAAUUGUGAACUUAAUCAAUACUUCAAUAAUCAACAAUUAAAAAGUUAUUUAUCAAUGAAGCAUUUCAUAUGUCAAGAUUCACAGUUUAUAAAAAGUAAUUUGAAAAAUUCAAAUAAUUAUAAAAGAAAUGAUAAUUCUUUAUCAAAAAAAAUUAUACAAAGAGGCAUUGUUAGCUCUUCACCAGAAUUUCAAAAUUUUUUAGCAAAUUUAAAGAAAUCUCAAUUUUUUUAUCCAUGCCUAUUAGAAGUAUCUACAAGUUACAUGAUCCAUAUAAAAUCAAUACAUAAAUAAUUAUUUUACGUGCCUCAUUUUAAAUAAAAUAUUUUUAUUUGUAUUUGAACGUUUUUAUUUUUAAACUUUUAAAAUUUUAAUAUAUUAUAAAAAUAUACUCUUUACUGUAAUUUAAUUUUAUAUUUUUUUUUAGCAUAGUAUAACACUUAUGUAUUUCUAAAUAGUGGACAAAUCAUUUAUUUAGAGUUUUAAUAUAUAUAGAAUAAUUAAUAUUUUUAACAAUUGU
Molecule: messenger RNA, 1179 nt
Organism: Apis mellifera (honey bee)
Lineage: Eukaryota; Metazoa; Arthropoda; Insecta; Hymenoptera; Apidae
Exons: 3
Coding region: 33-953 (306 amino acids)
Source: RefSeq, a predicted model, not a curated record